Molecule: messenger RNA, 4108 nt
Organism: Myxocyprinus asiaticus (Chinese sucker)
Lineage: Eukaryota; Metazoa; Chordata; Actinopteri; Cypriniformes; Catostomidae
Product: popeye domain-containing 2-like
Exons: 3
Coding region: 352-1458 (368 amino acids)
Cellular component (GO): sarcolemma
Molecular function (GO): cAMP binding
Source: RefSeq, a predicted model, not a curated record
GGAACAGAAGCAGUGAAAAAGAAGACUUUGGGCUGAUAUUGUAAAAUUCAGUAGGACCAGUGGAUGCCAAUGGAAUUCAGUGGAAAUAUGAAGCAGCCUUCAUUCCAGUUUUAACUAAACAGUAAGGUGUUUAUUGGCUGUUAGAUGCUAAGGGAAACAGUCUUUUUAUACAUUUUGGAAGUUUUGCAUUUUUAUCCAGCUUUUUAACACCAUGUUCUUAUAAACAACUGCUUUUUUUUGUAACAAAAACAUUUUAUCCCAACAUAGUUUUUACAAGUCUUUUUGUUAAAUUUUUUGAUUCAGUGUUAUAUGAAUCUUUUUGAUUGAGUUGGAGACGCCAAAGACCGAAACAUGAAUGGUAGCGACUUGUUUGUAAAUUAUAGUGCCCAUCACACUCUUUGCGAUGGAUGGACCAACAACACUGAAGGUGCCAUCUACCAUCUGGGUAACACCAUCAUUUUUUUGGGGUACAUGGGUGGCAGUGUAGCAUAUGGGGCUCUGUACAUCUUCAGUUUCUUGGCUCCCGCCUUCCUGUGUCUGGCUCUUUGGGGCUGGCUGACAGUGUGUGGCCUUGAUGUCUUCCUCUGGAACCUGCUGCUGAUGCUGCAGUGCUUGGCCCAGGUGUGUCAUCUGAUGUUUCGGCUGAUGCAGGAUGGUUUAGCCAAUGAGGAGCUUUCUGAACUGUACAAAGCUGUCUAUCUGCCGCUGGAUGUACCUGUGCAGGUGUUCAAAGAGAUCACUGCUGCUAGUGAGAACAAAGUGCUCUCUCUAGUGGCCGAGGAGACAUAUGCUGUGGAGGGGAAGACACCCAUUGAUCAGUUGUCCUUCCUCCUUUCUGGCAGGAUUAGAGUGUCCUUAGAAGGUCAGUUUCUCCAUUAUAUAUUCCCUCACCAGUUUCUUGACUCUCCGGAAUGGGAAUCCCUUAGACCAACAGAAGAGGGGAACUUCCAAGUGACACUAACCGCAGAGACAGACUGCCGUUACAUCUCGUGGCGCAGACGUCGGCUUUACCUUCUGCUGUCCAAAGAUCGUUACAUUGCCCAACUUAUCUCUGUCAUGCUUGGAAGUGACAUUGCUGACAAACUCUACUCACUCAAUGACAAAAUAUUUUCCAAGUGUGGCAUGCGCCUUGAUAUUCGUCUGCCUAGUCUCUACCAUGUUUUAGCCUCCUCGCCACAGGUCAGUGAGGGAGACAGUGCUAGCUCACCACCCCGGGGGAGCCAAGGAGAUCCUACAGUUGCCAGAGUUGAUCCAGCUACUUCUACCCAGGGCAGAGAUGCAAGAAACUCCAAGCCGGACAAGGGAAAGACCCCUGUAUCCAAACCUCUGAACCAACUGUGGCCCUCAGACACAGAGAUGCCCUCUGGUGAGGACUCAACCAGCUUGGUCCUGGAGGACUUUGCUGAUAUGACAGGCUCUCUAAUGGACUAUGGGAAUGAGAGGGAAUAUUUAAAGUAAACAUUGGGGGGUUGAAGCUAACACACCAGACCACUUCUUAAGUCACAUGUAAGUACAAAAGUAAAAAAUGAGGGAUGGGAGCAGUAUGAACAGACCUGGUUUGAGGGGGAGUCUGUUUUGCAUGAAGAGGCACAACUGCACUAAUAGACAUUAGACUGCACAAACACUGACUAAUUACGAGAAUGCAGAGUGAGGAAUGUGCAUGCAGCAUUGUUGUAUUUUAUUCAUCUUUUUGACCUGGCUUUUACAUCCUUAGUGUUGUCUGAUGAAUUCAGUGGAUGCAAUCACGGAAUGUAGUAGUAUAUUUACUAAUAAUAUACAAACUGAAUAUGCUACAGAAUAAGAUAACCGUGCUAUAUGUCUGGGACAGAAAUGUCCCAAAAUCUGACAAAACUUCUCUUUUGGGGAUGUCCUGUAAAGUAAAUAGUGUUUUUAUUUUUAUUUAUUUUUUUUUUAUUCUAAAAAGGCAAAAAUAAAUAAAUAAAUAAAUAAAAUAAAUAAAGAAUAAUUUUAAGUGGCAAGGUUAGGGUUAGUCUGUAGUAAUUAGAGGUCCAAGCACUAAACUCCUCCUAAACAGUUUAUCGAUUCCCACAAAAUUUAGCUUGAGAUGCUCAUGACAAAAAUUUUGCGAAAUAAUUUUGAUUUGUCAAAGUGUUUAAAAUAUAUUAUUUAUUAAUUUAUUUAUUAUUAUUUUAAAAUUUUUUUUUGCCGUGGACCAUAUUCACUUAUUAAGGUAUACCUUAAGUCCGAACUUCACGAAACUUGGGAAACUUUCACUUCAAGACAUUUUGAGGAUGCAUGCCAAAUUUAAUCCAAUUCUGCCCAUAGGGGGCGCUACAACUAAAAACCAGUUAUAACUCAACAGUUUGAUAGAGGAAGUAGAAAUUUGGCAAGAAUGUUCAAAAUGUCUUAAGUUUCCAAAGUUUGGUUAAGUUUGUGUGCUAACGUAUCCUUAAAAUACUGACUGGACAACUCAACCAAAAUGCCCAGCAGCAGCCAAUCAAAUUUCAGCAGCUAAUAACUUGCGUUGUUAAUGGCUGAUCAUUAUGAAAUUUGACAGAACUUCGUCAGUAUACCAAAUUUUGUGAGAAUUGUCCACAAGUUGGCACUAUAUAAUAAGGUAAUAUACAGUAUAUUUUAGCGGUAAUAACUCGUGAAGUGAAAUUGCUAGCAAAGUAACUAUUUUUUGUUUAUUGUGGGAGAAAAAUGUUUAGGGGUAGUAGACAGAAAAAACAUCAUUAGCACAGAAUAAAACAAUAGAAUUCAAUGAAAAGUCCCCAGCAUGAUAGAAAAACAUGCAUAUGUGUUGUCGCGUGUGUGUGUAUUUCUGUCAAGAAUUAAAAGGUUUCCUUGGGUAAGAGAGUUUUAUUUAGUCCAUGGUAGUUGAGUUAUAUUCAGUGUUUCUGUCUUGGGAUAUUUUUGAUAGAUGUUUCUAUGCUUAGGAGAAGGGUGGUAUUAUUUGACUACACAUACUUGUGUCACUGACCGGGAGGGGUUAGGGUUAGGUUUAGGGUUAGGGUUAGGGUUCCACUUCGAUUCUAAAGAGGAUAUGCUCCACUGGCCCCUACUGACACCCCUAAGUUGUAGGAAUGGCCUCAGAAAUAUCAAGACCAUAUCAUGGACAGGAGUGGAAUCUAAACAGUUCCUAAUCUCAUCACAGCUGUAUUUCAUCUGCUGACUGAAGAUAACAUGAACAAAGAACAGAAAAUGAUUAAUAUUGUUUUGUUUGUUUGUUUAGGACAGUGACAAAAUAUAUUUACAAACCUUCAUCAAACCUUCCCAAAACUAUUCUUAUUUUUUAUUUAUUUAUUUAUUUUUCACAGAAAGUUAUUGUUUUACAUGAUUCCACAUUGCUGUGAAAAAUUGCUAUUUUUUUUUUUAAUAGUAUUUGUAUUUGCAUGUGGUUGUCAGCUAAAUCAGUUUGGAACACUUGAGACAGUGGCUUUGUAAAGAAGACAGAAACAAAUAAGUUUUUUUUUUUUGUUUUUUUUUUUUAAACAAACAAAUGAAUCCAGUUUAAAGAAUUUCAGAGUUAACUGAUAUAUAGAUUGAUAGAUAACACUGAUUUAGUUUAUGACAAAAUUGUGUGCUUUUAAUUUUGUACAACAUAUCAUAAGGAAUUAGUAAAUGCUACAACAUCAUGCACUGAUUUUAUUUAGAUUUAUCUGUAAAGAGAGGACUGUACACUGACCAUAUUAUGAAAGUGUAUUUUAAUGGGGCCAACUGUUGUUUAUUAAGCUCUUGGUUAAAAUGUGACUUGAUAUUCCUGUCCAGAGAUUAGCCUUAUGACUAAUUUUCAGUUAACAUAUUCUGAUUUUUAUAUAGUGUCCAGUAUGAUUAUGCAGAGUGCAGAAAUGUUGAAUUUAUGUUGUACCACUCCAAAACUUUUAAUCAUGAAAAUGAACCAAUACUUUCAUCAUAAACAAUAUUUUGUUACUGAUUAGUGUCCAAAAAACCCCCAAAACAAACAAACCUAAAACUAAAAUUCCUCUCUGCUGAUAUUUUACUAUUACACUCCCUGUAACAGUGCACAGUAGUUUUAGCAAAAAAAAAAAAAAAAUCUGAAAUCCUAUUUUACACACUGUAAAGACAAAUUUUGUGAAAAAAAUAAAAAUAAAUAAACACAUCUUUAACAGAGUAUUUAAAAGUA